This is a messenger RNA of Seriola dumerili (greater amberjack), 1386 nucleotides long. Its product is annotated as PHD and RING finger domain-containing protein 1-like. The record is from RefSeq and is a predicted model, not a curated record. Lineage: Eukaryota; Metazoa; Chordata; Actinopteri; Carangiformes; Carangidae. The transcript is spliced from 7 exons. Bases 365 to 1132 code for a protein of 255 amino acids.
AAGAGUGAUAGCAAUUUCUUGUUUUAGCUAACAUGCGAAUUGUAAAUUCUGUAAUGUAAUAUAUGCUGAAACACUAGCUAGCUAGAAGCCAGAGAGCAAUUGUUAGCAUUGUAUGACUGUACUGACUCAUUUUCAAGGGCGUACUCAGAAUAGGCUUCAUCAUAUUGUUAGCUACCGGUUACCUAGAUACCUAGCUGUUGUUGUUAAAACUCAUAGGAAACCUAAACUUUAUGUUAGAUAUAGCUUAUUAAAAGCGUUUUUAUGUCACCGUUAAUGGUGUCAAAACGAAAACUUAUAUUUUGUACAUUUUGUCAUCAUUGUUGAAAAUGUUAUGGUAAAGGUGUUUUAAAAAACACAAUACAAUAUGGAUAAGUCCACAGCGUUAAACACAGCAGACAAAUGUUACAUCUGCCUGAGUCACUUUGAACAGCAAACUGUGGCCUCUCUGCAGAACUGCCAGCAUGUCUUUUGCCUUGAAUGUAUUCUCCAGUGGUCCCAGACAGCCAACACUUGCCCGGUGGAUCGAAUCAGUUUUGCCUUCAUCCACCAGAGACAGUGUCCUGGAGGGGCCAUUCAAAAGAAGAUCAAAGUGAGGACACAGAAAAAAGAUGCUAAUGAUGAAGAGGAGGCGAGCGAUGCGGUUAUCUGUGAGGAAUGUGGACGGAGUGACCGCAGGCACCGGCUGCUCGUGUGCAUACACUGUGAUUCAGGGUAUCAUAUGGACUGCUUGACACCAUCAUUAAACACAGGUCCUGAAGGUGACUGGAUUUGUCCUGAGUGUGCAGCCAGUCCUCACCAUACAGAGGAGUCAGUGGUGGAGGAGGAGAUCAGCGAUGGAGAAUUAACCGACCUCUUAGCCGAAGUUGAUGAAACUGCAUCUACCAGCAGUCGCCUUCGGCCCUCGACCAUCAAUCGUCCCAGGCGCUCCACUGAACGACGACGCAGCACAAGGGUCCAGAGCAGAACCAGCAGCAAUCCUAAUCCUCGCCCGCAAACCUCUUUGCAUGUACCUAAAUACCUCUUGAAAGCGUCACGGCCUCCAGUCACAACAGCUGAAGCAACUGCGCUUCAUCACAGUGAUACCAGCAGCGCUCCAGCCGAGUUAGAUACACCGAAAAGAAAAAGGGUUUGACUUGAGCUACUGACGCCAACAAGCAGAGAGGAUGCUGCAAGACGGUCAUCACUGCUGGUACAUCUUAGUCGCGCUUGUCAGAAAUGACCACAGGGUGGCAGCAUUGUGUUAGUAGUUACGAACAACCAUAAACCUCAUGUGAAGGAACCUGAACUUUUUUGUUUCUUUUUUAUUGUUUUCUGUCCUGUGUAAAAAAAAAAAAAAAACUGAGGGUGAAUGUUUUCAUUUUUACUUUAUGUAAAAGAUAAGGCUGA